Messenger RNA from Acaulospora morrowiae, 1712 nucleotides. Lineage: Eukaryota; Fungi; Glomeromycota; Glomeromycetes; Diversisporales; Acaulosporaceae. The record is from the annotation of a GenBank genome assembly.
GCGUGUUCCUCAACAUUGCCACCACGUCUAGAAGUCUUGUUGGAUGGCUACGUAAAAUUUCGUAAACAAGCCUGCGAGUCUGCCUUCAUAUUUUACCACCCACUUGCGGAUAUCACUGUUGCCAACCUGGAGAUGAUAGCUCGACCGAAUAAGGAUAUGCAGCCGGAAACCACGGAACUUCAAAGCAACGAGAGAUUGAGUAAACAACAAAUUAUAGUAAGGGCCGCGCGAUCAGUGCUCAGCUCAGUCAAACUUGAUGAGAAAGACGGUGAAUCAUAUGGUAAUAGGAAGUCGUUAACUAUCGCCGAAAUGUUUCCCGAAAUGAUCGAUUCAUUAAACACACUAAAGCGACGCGCAAGUCUUCGUAGUCUCUCAGGCAGGGACACAAUUACUGAUGACUCCAAGGAGACUGCUCAGAAGUUUGAUGAAUUAACGAAAAAUGAGGGAAAUGGUAUCAUGUCGGAAGAAGUAUUAAACCUAUUGUUCGAGUAUGAUGACCGACAGUCAAAUAGCGACACCAAAAGUUUUGACCGUAGACGGAGCACUAAGCUAGAGUCCAUAGGCGAAAUUUCCAUUCACGAGGAGAAAGACCAUAUAGAUGCGGCAAGUGGAGAAAGUGAUAAUAUGCUAGAAAGAAAUGAUUCUGGAUGCUCAAUGAGAAACACAAUGACUUGGUGUAAAUUUGAGAAACUUGGGUUUAGUGAACCACCAACGGAAACAGUAACGGUCCAGAAAGAUAAAGGUGAAGUGCACGAAAGUGAAAAUUGUAAGCGUAAAAACGCUAAACCGAUUGGAAAAGAGAGAAAAUUUCGUUUCCUGUGUGUCAAGCGACGCCCAAAGUCCGAAAACCCGUGCUCUUCUAUAAAAAUGGAGAACAUCGAUCGCGACGCAAUCGAUAACGAAGAUUGGGAAGAUUGGUAUAUAAUAGAACAAUUUCCUUAUUUUUUGGUAGAAGUAAACAAUGGCGAUACAGGACUAUUGGACGAGUGGGUGUUGGUUGAACCGAAGAAAGAACAGAUGAAUGACUAUGAAUGGAUUGUGAGUGAAAAGAAAAAACAAGUGAGAAGAAGUCUUAGCGUGCCAUGGAUAAAAUCGAAUCGUUAUAGUAGUGAAAAUAACAUAGAAAAGGAAACACGAAAAGUCGAGUUUUCUACUAGUGACAUGAUAGACGGCGUCUCAAUGACGCCUACCAAGCACCAAAGUAAGAAUCAAAAGUUUCCACAACAAUCAUUUGGUACUAUUACCACGGAGAUCACAUCUACACAAACUUCGUAUGUGAUAAGUAAACAAUUAUCACCACCGCACCCUACAAAGAUUCGACGAAGUAGAUCUUUUGCGCCAAGAGAUUAUAAACAUAUCGAGGAAACGAUAUCGGAUAGCGACAGUCAAUAUAGUCGCGCAAGCUAUGGCACCAAUAUGUCAUCAGAAAGUGAAGAAAACCGUGAAACUGAUGAUGUGUACCAACCGGACGAAAUAUACGAUAGCUACAUGAAUGAUCGAUAUAGCCGUUCCGUUGUCGAGAGUUUUAACAGCGAGAAAAAUGCAGAAAAUCGAGCAUCUUUUCUUAAGAUGAAUGAGUACCCGGUGACAAUUCAAAACCUCCCCUGGCCGCCGACAAAUUAUCCACCACCGCCUCAAGAUUAUUCUAAAUAUUAUCAAUCACGAACAAAUUCGUAUAUAACGCCAGAUGGUAGUGGUGGUGCAAAUUAUCC